Molecule: messenger RNA, 1752 nt
Organism: Nothobranchius furzeri (turquoise killifish)
Lineage: Eukaryota; Metazoa; Chordata; Actinopteri; Cyprinodontiformes; Nothobranchiidae
Gene: napba
Product: N-ethylmaleimide-sensitive factor attachment protein, beta a
Biological process (GO): synaptic transmission, glutamatergic; intracellular protein transport; regulation of synaptic vesicle priming
Cellular component (GO): terminal bouton; synaptobrevin 2-SNAP-25-syntaxin-1a complex; vacuolar membrane
Molecular function (GO): syntaxin binding; soluble NSF attachment protein activity
Source: RefSeq, a predicted model, not a curated record
CUUCAUAAACACCCUGCGUAUGUGUCUAGCCGUAGAAGAAGCGCUUUUAUCCUCCUCAGCAUCAGCACCAGCAGCGACGUCUUCUCCCCUCUCACGGUUAUUCUCUCCUCCUCUGCGGAACUCCGGCCUGUUUUCUGCGCAUCAUGGACAACUCCGGCAAAGAGAAGGAGGCCAUGCAGCUGAUGGCUGAAGCCGACAAGAAGGUCAAAGCGUCCGGAUCGUUCCUCGGAGGGAUGUUCGGAGGGAACCAUAAGGUGGAGGAUGCCUGUGAAAUGUACGCUCGAGCAGCCAACAUGUUCAAGAUGGCAAAGAACUGGAGUGCUGCGGGGAACGCGUUCUGUCAGGCUGCUCGGCUCCACAUGCAGCUUCAAAACAAACUGGACUCUGCCACCAGCUUUGUUGACGCGGGAAACGCCUACAAGAAGGCUGAUCCCCAGGAGGCGAUCAACUGUCUAAACCAGUCCAUCGACAUCUAUACCGACAUGGGUCGGUUUACUAUUGCAGCCAAACAUCACAUCACUAUAGCAGAGAUUUAUGAGUCAGAGCUGGUGGAUAUUGAAAAGGCCAUUGCUCACUAUGAACAGGCAGCAGAUUACUACAAAGGAGAGGAAUCUAACAGCUCAGCAAACAAAUGUCUUCUGAAGGUCGGACACUACAGCGCUCAGCUGGAGCAGUACCAGAAAGCAAUUGAGAUCUAUGAACAGGUUGCUAUGAGCACCAUGGACAACCCUCUGCUGAAGUACAACGCUAAAGAAUAUUUCUUCAAAGCAUCACUGUGUCACUUCAUAGUGGACGAGCUCAAUGCCAAACUGGCCAUAGAGAAGUACGAAGAGAUGUUUCCAGCCUUCUCAGACUCUAGAGAGCUUAAACUGCUUAAGAAACUCCUUGAAGCCCACGAGGAGCAGAACAGUGAGGCAUUCACAGAAGCUGUGAAGGAAUUUGAUUCCGUGUCCCGUCUGGACCAGUGGUUGACCACGAUGCUGCUCCGCAUCAAAAAGACCAUCCAGGGAGACGCCGGCGACUUGAAGUAGACAAAUACGGAGGACAUCAGAAAGGGAGAAAGUGAAGUUGCAGAAGGAAGAAAGGUCAAAGAGAGCGAGGCUUGGUGAUAAUGGUAGAAAGUGUGUUAAGGCGGACCAGAAUUAAAGGCAGAAAAAUUACAAAUAUGUACAUAUCAGUCUGCAUGUGACUCCCAAUCAAAUUUGCAUCACCUUCAAACCACUGAUAGAUGACCCUGUGCCCGUUCUACAGUGUUGCUCAGUAACAACAAACAGAACUGUACUUGCAGAGAAAUUGUGUGUGUGCAAAAGAGAAAAUGUGUGUGUCCACUGCAGUAAGGAAUUAUACUUUUGAUGAGGUGUGCAGGUGUGUUGAAACUGAAUGCUAUUUAAAAGAUUAUUCAUAUUUAUUGUCAAUACUGAAAAUAUAUAUUGUUUGUUGUGCUCAGUGUCACAGUUUGUCUUGAUAUUUUAGAUAUUAUUCCCUACGCUCCUCCUCUGUGUUCUCCAUCCUACUUUCAGCUUCACACCCUAUCCGAGUCAGUAAAAUCACUGAUUGUGAUUGAUUGUUUCCUGUGACGGCAGAGCAAUUAGCCACAAGAGCUAACUCCUGCUGCUGCCUUCUUUGUGCAUGUCUCUGUUGAUGUAAGUGUUCUCUGUGUUGUGGUAUCUAGUAAAAACAUCCUGUAUGUGUGAAGCAAAUAAAUACGUACCUCUGAUAUAAAGUUGAAAUAAAAAAUAUCAUCAUGCCAAA